Molecule: messenger RNA, 1637 nt
Organism: Arachis ipaensis
Lineage: Eukaryota; Viridiplantae; Streptophyta; Magnoliopsida; Fabales; Fabaceae
Source: RefSeq, a predicted model, not a curated record
GAAAAAAAAAAAAUGAAGGGGUCACGAGAUGCGCAUGAGCCCAGCCACAUGCUAUCGUUUCUUCCUCUCCGUCUCUCUAUCUCUGGUGACUGACUGAUGUACUCUGCCGGAGACCCAAAAUCAGAAGAACAUUCCCACACCGUCGACCCCCACAACACAAACCUAUCAUUUUUCUUCCAAAAACUCGCACAAAUUGUUCAUCCUCGCCCCCAAUCUAAGCCCCUUUUUUCUUUCCUAAAUUUCCCAAUUUGUUUUUCCUUCUUCUCCCCUGUGAUUUCUCAUCGAUUUCUCAUCUGGGUACCCCCAAAGAACAAGGCCCUUCCUCUGCCCCUAAUAACGCCAAUAACACCAACAAAGAUGCCAAAGCUGUUGAUAAAGCAAGCGUGAUAAGAUCAAAACAUUCGGUGACUGAGCAGCGAAGAAGAAGCAAGAUAAAUGAGAGAUUUCAGAUAUUGAGGGAUCUCAUACCUCAUAGUGAUCAAAAGAGGGACACAGCAUCAUUCUUACUGGAGGUGAUUGAGUAUGUUCAGUACUUACAGGAGAAGGUACAAAAGUAUGAAGGCUCAUAUCAAGGUUGGGGUCAUGAACCCUCAAAGUUGAUGCCAUGGAGAAAUAGCCAUUGGCGUGUGCAAAGCUUUGUUGGGCAACCUCAAGCCAUAAAGAAUGGUUCAGGUCCGGUGUCACCUUUUCCUGGAAAGUUUGACGAAAGCAACAUUAGUAUCUCUCCAACUAUGCUUAGCGGCAACCAGAAUAUGAUAGACACCGAUCAGGGUAGGGAUAUUGUCAGCAAAGCAUCCGAAGGACAAACUGAUUUAGCUAGCAAGGGAAUAGCUCUGCCCUUGGGUAUGCACCCAAACAUGUCUGUUCCUGUCAGAAGCGAUGGUGUACUUUCACAUCCUCUACAGGGAUCUGUUUCAGAAGCGCAGUCAACUGAGUGCCCUGCCGCUAGUGAACCACUGAGCCAACAGGACGAGCUGACUAUUGAAGGAGGGACAAUCAGCAUUUCUAGUGUGUACUCCCAAGGGUUGUUGAACAAUCUGACUCAGGCACUACAGAGUGCUGGUUUAGAUCUAUCACAGGCCAGCAUUUCGGUUCAGAUUAAUCUUGGAAAACGAGCAAACAAUGGACCAAGCUGUGGGACCUCUUCUCCCAAGAAUCACGACAUGGUUCCUUCCAGCAACCAAGCUUUUGCACAGUUUAGAGAUGCAGGCAGUGAAGACUCGGACCAAGCUCAGAAACGUCUGAAAACAUUCAAGUGAUUUCUCCAGGCUUUUCGGCAACUCCUGCAGGGGUCAUCCAGAAUCUGCACUGGUUCCCAACGUGGUAUAUCCUUCUGUUAAUGUACAUCCUUGGCCAGUUUCUAAUUCACUUACGAAGGAGGUCAUUUUGGAAACAAAAACCUAAGAACGCAAAUGUUAUUGUGGGAAUAUUGUUGAGAUGACUUAUGUGACUGGACAUGUCAUAUGCCAUAUCUUGUAUUUUGUUUGUAUGGUACAUAUUAUAAUUAUAGUUAGUGUUAUGUAGCUUUUGGGUUGGUAAAAUUGUGUUAAAUACUUCCAUUUCUUUGGUGUAUGUAUCCUAUUCCUAGGCAGCAAAAGUACUCAACAUUAGUUUGAUGUUGAGGAAUUAUCUUGAGA